This is a messenger RNA of Ictalurus furcatus (blue catfish), 1856 nucleotides long. It is a transcript of the gene dusp22a, whose product is annotated as dual specificity phosphatase 22a. The record is from RefSeq and is a predicted model, not a curated record. Gene Ontology annotation, biological process: protein dephosphorylation; regulation of cell population proliferation; positive regulation of JNK cascade. The coding region runs from base 285 to 902 and encodes 205 amino acids. Gene Ontology annotation, molecular function: protein tyrosine/serine/threonine phosphatase activity. Gene Ontology annotation, cellular component: cytosol. The transcript has 7 exons. Lineage: Eukaryota; Metazoa; Chordata; Actinopteri; Siluriformes; Ictaluridae.
ACAGUCCAUUUGACUAAAACUACGGAAGCGUCUUUUAAUGGAGCUCUACAAAACUCGACUCGUAUGAUAAGUUUGAUUUUAAGACGACUUUUCAGACCACCAGGAACAACGUUUUAAGUCGGCAGUAGCUUAUUUCCCCUUCUACUGUUGGUAGCCAAAUAUCCCUGAAGUGAAAGCUAGUGCUUUAGUGUGAGGACGAGGCUACCGCUGCUCAGGCUAUGCUAGCUUUCAGGGUCACCACACCUCGCAAAUAGUUCUUCAUGUAAAACAAAACUACAACAAUCAUGGGGAACGGAAUGAACAAGGUUAUUGAUGGUCUCUACUUAGGAAAUAUAAGAGACUCAGAGAACCGAGAAAGUCUAUCUCAGAACGGUAUCACUCACAUCCUCUCUGUGUACAACAACGCCAAACCAGCACUAGAGGACAUGACGUACCUUUGCAUUCACGCAGCAGACGCCUCUAAUCAAAACUUGUUACAGCAUUUUAAAGAGUGCAUCCGCUUCAUCCACGAGUGUCGGCUUAACGGAGGGGCGUGUCUGGUUCACUGCCUAGCCGGAGUGUCGCGCAGUACCACCAUGGUGGUGGCCUACCUGAUGACCGUCACCACCUAUGGCUGGGAGGAGUGUUUGUCUGCGGUUAAGGCUGUGCGAUCGUUCGUGGGUCCUAACUGCGGGUUCCAGCAGCAGCUACAGCAGUUCCAGAGGACGCAAGUUUCAGAGUAUCGUGCUUGGCUCCGGACCAGCUACAGACCCAGCCCGUUUAAAGACCAGGAGAAGGUUUCAGCUUUACUCGUCCUCUACGCAGAGCAGCAGGCGCAGGAGCGGCGGAGACGAGGAGACCAGGACUGGAUGAACCAAGCGUCUGGUGUUUACGCUGUGCCUUACAGCCGCUAUAAUAGAUGAGUGGUCUCCGUACCUGCACCAACAAAAGAGCUACAGGCUCUUAAUGACUGCUGCUCACCUGUAUAACAACAUACACUAAUCCUAACAGAGCUCAGCAAUAUCUCUUUCACUGCUCUUAGUUAAGACUUUUAGGUUAUUAUAAUUAUUAUAUCUGAGUUAAAACAUAGCCAAACCCAUGAAUACAUCAUCAGUCCCCUUCCAGUUAGAACGAGAAAAAAAGGUGUGUAGUGGAGAGUGUGAUCACACUGAAUCACUCUUAGGAAAGCACCUACACUGAUUGCUCCAAUGAGGUCUACAGUCAUCAUGUUGUAUUCCUUUAAAAAAUAAAUAAACUAUAAUAAUAAUAAACUUUACCUCACUUUACCCAGCCACUGCAAUCAAGUUGUGAUUUUUUAAUAAAAGUGAUCAGACUAGCCGUCCACUGGACAAGUUGUAAUCCAAUCUUUUAUUAUUAUUAUUAUUAUUAUUAUUAUUACACAUCAGAUUACCAGUCCACUGUACAAGAUGUAAUUAUUUAUUUCUUUAUUUAUUUUUCUUUUAAAUAAACGUGAUCAGAUUAUCCAUCCACAGAUAUUAUUAUUAUUAUUAUUAUUAUUAUUAUAAAUAAAAGUGGAUUACCCCUCCACGUACAAGCUGUAAUUUUUUUUUUUAAUGUUACUUUCUUUUUUAAUCGAAUGUUGAUAGAUUCUCUAGGGUUAGUGUUAGAAGUUAUCACAUUUCUUUCUUUUUUGUUUUUGUUUUCAAGUUCGCAUUGUUGUGUACACAGAUGUUGAUUCAGUGUAAAUUAUUCAUCAAGAAAGAAUCCAAAUUAAACUUGUUUGAUUUAAAGUGAUGCAUAAUUAAGCUGUAUUAGACUCCACUGUAAAUGAUCUAGGACGUUAUAUUCUGUAGAAAAAAAAAGUGUACUUUGGUCCUGUGCAAAAUCUUCUGUUAUUAAACACUAUUCAUGCUACU